Messenger RNA from Pieris napi, 744 nucleotides. RefSeq lists its product as uncharacterized. The transcript is spliced from 2 exons. The record is from RefSeq and is a predicted model, not a curated record. Lineage: Eukaryota; Metazoa; Arthropoda; Insecta; Lepidoptera; Pieridae. Bases 1 to 744 code for a protein of 247 amino acids.
AUGAGAGCCGCGUACAGACGAGAGAGGAAAAAGUCAUUAAGGGAUGUAUCCGAAAUGGUGUCUACCAGAAUGGAAGAGUUUCAGCAGCGCCUUAUUGCAACUCAGAAUAGGUCCCCCUCACUGGAACAAACUCCACUUGCUAGGGAAUUUGAAUCAUUCAAAAAUUCUGUUUUAUUCUGCCUAGAGAAUCUCCAAGCUCAGAUGGCGAUUCUAUUUAGAGUGCAGGAUGAACAGGAGAUGCGCAGUAGGCGAAAGUGUCUGUUGAUGCAUGGAGUAAAUGAAGCAAAGGAUGAAAGCCCGGGCUCCAUUGCAAAUAUGAUAUCCGUACUCUUAAAGUGUCCUAAUGUGACGGAGCAGUGCCUCUCCCGUUGCCAUCGUGUGGGAUUAAGAUCCAAUGACAAGCCUAGGCCUAUAUUAAUAAAGUUUCGUGAGCAUGCUGACAAGUUAAGGAUCUGGGCUGCCAAAACUAAUCUUAAAGGCACUGGAAUAACCUUGUCUGAGUUCCUGACAAAAUCAAGGCAAUCGCUAUUUAUGGAGGCAAGAAAGCGGUUUGGCGUCUCGAAAUGUUGGACUCGCGAUGGACGUGUACAAGUGAUAGGGGCUGAUCGGAAACUUCGCCGCAUCUCUUCGCUGAAGGAACUCGAUUCAGUUCCGGACAGCAUACCGUCAUGGACCGCAGCUGAUGAUGCAAAGCUGACAAGAGACAAAACCCUUAAUAAGAAGGCUCCAAAAAAGGGUCAAUAA